UUCGCUGUUCUGUAGAUAGGGGCAGAGUUUUGGUGUAUGUGUGAGUGGGAGAUGGACCGAGGGCGCUCUACUGACUAGAGCAGAGGCGAAGAGCGAGUCCAAUAGCCAGAGAUAUUGAAAUAAUAUACGCGAUCGGGUCGUCGAUAGCCCACUCCAAAUACAAACUAAGUCGCCCAUCUUUCACAUCUACUUCACACACACUAACACGGCAUUGAUGGUAAUGUAUGCAAGGAAACAACCAAGACUCGGCGAUGGGUGCACCGACCGAAGGGAUUCUCAGCCCUAUCAGACUCUUAAGUACUCAUCCAAGAGUCACCCUGAUCACCGACAUGAGAAGAUGCGUGACAGUAACGACGCCACUCCACCGUGCAAGAUGCUGCGGCGAUCAGACAGUCCAGAAAACAAACACAUGGAUAGCACCGGCCAUGGCAGAGCAAAAGCCAUCCAUCCACACCGGGGGAGAGACAGAGAAGGAGGGACCAGUAUAUCCCCUCAAGAGAACUCCCAUAACCACAGCUCUCUGCACAGCUCCAACUCUCAUUCAAAUCCCAACAAAUCAUCAGACACGCCAUAUGAGCCGGCAGAUGAUUGGUCUGAACACAUCAGUUCUUCAGGGAAGAAGUACUACUACAACUGCAGGACGGAGGUGUCUCAGUGGGAGAAACCCAAAGAGUGGCUGGAGAGAGAGCAAAGGCAGAAGGAGGCAACCAAGAUGGCUGCAGUUGUCAACAGUUUCCCUAAAGACAGGGACUACAGGCGUGAAGCCAUGCAGGCUACGCCCACCAGCUUCUCCAGCACUAAGUCUUCAAUUGCCACAGAAAAGCCUUCCUCACUCACACCAUCCUCUUCCUCUGCUGCUGUGUCUGGCUUAAGCGUGGCCAACUCAGCCAGUGGUGCCUCUGGCUCUACAGUCCCAGUUUCUCCAGUGAUGCAGUCGCCGGCUCCGCCCACUCUUCUCCAAGACCCCUCCCUCUUACGUCAGCUCCUCCCCGCUCUGCAAACGGCCCUGCAGCUUAACAACGCCAGUGUAGACAUGGCCAAGAUCAAUGAAGUUCUCACGGCUGCAGUAACUCAGGCUUCGCUGCAGUCCAUGCUCCAUAAGAUCCUGACUGCUGGUCCAUCUGCCUUCAACAUCACAACUCUGCUCUCCCAGGCUACUCAACUGUCCAGCCAAGUAGCCCAGCAGUCCAGCCAGUCUCCGAUGUCUCUGACAUCAGACGCUUCCUCUCCUCGGUCAUACGUGUCUCCUAGAAUCAGCACGCCACAGACCAACACAGCCUCCCUCAAACCGCCCCUCAGCACCACGCCAGUCUCCUCACAGACCAAGAUGAACGCUUUGACAGUUAAGUCCAGUUCUCUCCCUCCACCGUCGUCCCAGCAGUCCCUUUCCACAGACAAACAUCACGACAAUGGCAACUCUCCACGGACGCUGCAGAGACAGAGCAGUCAGAGAAGUCCGUCUCCAGGUCCAAACCACAUGGGCAGUAACAGCAGCACUAAUAAUGGUGGUGGUGGUGGUCAAGGACCAGGUGUAGUCAGCGGAGCAAUGACCCCUGGUUCAGUACCUGCCGGCACAGCUCCAGGCAGAGCAACAUGUUCCUUUACACCCACACUGGCCGCACACUUCAAUGAGAACCUCAUCAAACAUGUGCAAGGGUGGCCCGCAGAGCACGUGGAGAAACAGGCCUCGCGGUUACGUGAGGAGGCUCACACCAUGGGCAGCAUCUACAUGUCAGAGAACUGCACAGAGCUGAAGAACCUUCGCUCACUGGUGCGAGUGUGCGAGAUCCAGGCCACAUUGCGGGAACAGAGGAUACUGUUUUUGAGACAACAAAUUAAAGAACUUGAAAAGUUGAAGAAUCAAAAUUCCUUCAUGGUUUGAGGAACUCUUGGUUUGCAAUGUGGUCUUGAAACAGGAGGAGAGAAGUGUAGGUGAAUGAGUGGGCAAAACCCAUUUCAUGCGCGCGGAACCCUGGAGAACUGAAGUUCUGUUGCGUUCUGCUCUGGGCCCAGUCUUACAUUAAACAAGCUGCAGCGAGGUCUUGCUUGGACUGAGGGGGGGCGGAGAGAGGGGGGGCAGAGAGGUUUUUGGAGGAGCUGCCCUCGCCCCAUCCCUGUACAUGUAGAUUAUUUGUAGAUGUUAUUUCCAUGUUGUAAAUAUAUUUUGUAGAUGAAGCCAUGUCUAUCAAAACCAUGUCCAAACUAAUCAACACCAAGGCAGACUGGGAUCUCAAGUGCCCUCAUUGCCACCAUAUGUUGAACUCUUGACUGCAGAUUUUUAAGUGACAUGAUAAAAAAACAAAACAAACAAAAAAAUGCUCUUCAGAUAUACGAUCGGUGAACCAUUGCCUUGAGCAUGUACCAGACCUGCAUGGAAAAGGUGGACUAGUCGACCGGGACAUUUAAUGAGGACGAUGACGUACACACUCUUUGUCUUCUCACAACUGAGCACACGUAUCCACCGGUUCAUUUUUCUCUCUCUACAUAUGAAAAAUGGUAGUAAUGCUACAUGGUUAUUUGGUUAGUUUAUCUAUUUCUUUCUCUGGUUGCACUAUAAUGGUUUCAUUCCCUCACCCCAUGCCUUUUGAGGGGGUUUACAUCAUGUUUGUCCACAAUGGUUCAGUGGUCUCCUAUCUGCCCCUAAUGGCCUAGCGAUAUGCCCAUGGUCAACACUAGUGCCUGCUUACGUGAUGGAGUGAAUGUGAGCCAGAACGGAAAGGAGAGAAAGAGAAUCAUUCCUGCAGCUCAACUCAUGUUGUCCCCCUCCCUCACCUUCCUUAGCAGGAGAUGAAGACUGGUUGUUAUCCAGAAUCCCCUUUUUCUUUCUCUUAAUCUUUCCAGGUUACUUUUUUUUUUCUUUUCUGUACCCUUGUUUUGUUAAAAAAAAAAACUGUACUUUAAAAAAAGAAAAAGGAAAAAAUGAACAAGUUGCUGUGGCAACUUGUGUUAAAAACCAGAGUUCAUUCCUAUGUACAGUUGCUAAGUAAUGAAGUUAAAGUUUUAUUAAAGUUGCAGUGAUUACUAGUCUAUCAGAUAUGUUGUAUUCCUAAAUUAUUACCACACAUUUUCCUUUGCACCCUGAUUGGAUGGAAUGGGGGGGGGGAAAGUGCUACUGGAAAACAGGAAACUGAGGGUCAGCCAAGGACUGGACAACAUCAACCCUGUUACACCAGGGUGAGGGCAGGGUCACCUGGGGUCGGAAGGUCAAAUGUGAAAUGUAUGUAUUGUAAUAAACAUGCUAAACUAAAA
This is a messenger RNA of Sinocyclocheilus rhinocerous, 3249 nucleotides long. RefSeq names its product WW domain-containing adapter protein with coiled-coil. The record is from RefSeq and is a predicted model, not a curated record. Gene Ontology annotation, cellular component: nucleus. The coding region runs from base 215 to 1882 and encodes 555 amino acids. NCBI's taxonomy places the organism in Eukaryota, Metazoa, Chordata, Actinopteri, Cypriniformes, Cyprinidae. Gene Ontology annotation, biological process: regulation of autophagy; positive regulation of TORC1 signaling. Gene Ontology annotation, molecular function: chromatin binding; RNA polymerase II complex binding. The transcript is spliced from 13 exons.